Molecule: messenger RNA, 3594 nt
Organism: Lethenteron reissneri (Far Eastern brook lamprey)
Lineage: Eukaryota; Metazoa; Chordata; Hyperoartia; Petromyzontiformes; Petromyzontidae
Product: ATP-dependent 6-phosphofructokinase, platelet type-like
Biological process (GO): fructose 6-phosphate metabolic process; canonical glycolysis; fructose 1,6-bisphosphate metabolic process
Cellular component (GO): 6-phosphofructokinase complex; cytoplasm; membrane
Molecular function (GO): 6-phosphofructokinase activity; fructose-6-phosphate binding; AMP binding
Source: RefSeq, a predicted model, not a curated record
GAGGAGACGAGGAGGAAGGGAGGCGGCGUGACCGUUCGAGUGGGCGGGGAGACGUUGGAGAGCCCUGCUGCUGCUGCCGCUGCUGCUGCUGACACUGCUGCUGCUGACACUGCUGCUGCUGCCUCCUCUCCCUGCUGCCUGCCUGCUACGUCUGUGGAGUGGAAGCUUCUUGGCGCCAGCUGCGACAAUGGCAGAGGCGGCGGACAAGCGGGUGUUCGACAGCCUGUCGGGCGCGGGCAAGGCGAUCGGCGUGCUGACCAGCGGUGGCGAUGCCCAAGGCAUGAAUGCAGCCGUCCGUGCAGUGGUGCGCAUGGGCAUCUAUGUUGGGGCCAAGGUCUAUUUCGUCCAUGAGGGUUAUCAAGGGAUGGUGGAUGGAGGAGACCACAUCGAAGAAGCAAACUGGGAGAGUGUCUCAAGCAUCCUUCAACUGGGUGGCACCGUGAUUGGCAGCGCGCGCUGCAAGGAGUUCCGCACACGCGAUGGCCGUCUCGCGGCGGCGUUCCACCUCGUGCAGCGCGGAAUCUCCAACCUGUGCGUGAUUGGUGGCGACGGCAGCCUGACGGGCGCCAACAUCUUCCGCGAGGAGUGGAGCGGCCUGUUGCAGGAGCUCGUCAAGCAGGGCAAGAUCUCGAACGAUGUCGCGGAAAAGUAUUCGCAUCUCAACAUCGUGGGCAUGGUGGGCUCCAUCGACAAUGACUUCUGCGGCACCGACAUGACCAUCGGCACCGACUCGGCGCUGCACCGCAUCAUCGAGGUUGUGGACGCCAUCAUGACCACGGCUCAGAGCCAUCAGAGGACAUUUGUUUUGGAAGUUAUGGGACGACAUUGCGGCUACCUUGCGUUGGUGAGUGCCCUGGCGUGCGGCGCUGACUGGGUGUUCAUCCCGGAGAGUCCCCCAGAGGAGGGCUGGGAAGAGAAGAUGUGCACGAAGCUCACCGAGAACCGAGCCAGGGGUUCCAGAUUGAACAUAAUCAUAGUGUCAGAAGGUGCCAUUGAUACGACUGGGAAGCCCAUAACCAGCGAUGCUAUCAAGGCGCUGGUGACCAAGUCCUUGGGGCUGGACACACGAGUCACCAUCCUGGGGCACGUGCAGAGGGGCGGGACCCCGUCUGCCUUCGACCGCAUCCUGGCAAGUCGCAUGGGAGUAGAGGCGGUGCUGGCUCUGCUGGAGGCGACCCCGGAGACCCCUGCCUGCGUCGUGUCGCUGUCGGGCAACCAGUCCAUCCGCCUGCCGCUCAUGGAGUGUGUGCAAUUGACACAGGAGGUUCAGAAGGCCAUGGAUGAGCGGCGGUUUGCGGACGCGGUAAAACUCCGCGGACGGAGUUUUGAAAAUAACUUGAACACUUACAAACUUCUGGCCAAUAAAAAGGUCGAUUCUGCGUACCCAAAGGAUGGCAGUAAUAGAACCCAGUUCACGAUCGCGGUGCUCAACGUGGGCGCCCCAGCGGCUGGGAUGAACGCAGCCGUGCGCUCGGCCGUGCGUGUGGGCAUCACGGAGGGGCACAACAUCCUGGCCGUGAACGACGGCUUCGAGGGCUUUGCCAAGGGCCAGAUAAAAGAAAUUAAGUGGAGAGAUGUUGGAGGCUGGACGGGCCAGGGUGGAUCCUUACUCGGAACAAAGCGGACUCUCCCAAGCAAGUAUUUUGAUCAAAUCGCUGAAAAGAUCCGUGAACACAAUGUUAACGCAUUGCUCAUUAUUGGUGGGUUUGAGGCUUUCCUCAGCGGCCUGGAGCUGGUGGAGGCGCGCGACUCACACCCGGCGUUCUGCAUCCCCAUGGUGGUGGUGCCCGCCACCGUGUCUAACAAUGUGCCUGGCAGCGACUUUAGCGUGGGGGCCGACACGGCGCUCAAUACCAUCACCGACACGUGCGAUCGCAUCAAGCAAUCGGCCAGCGGCACCAAGCGUCGCGUGUUCAUCAUCGAGACGAUGGGCGGAUACUGCGGAUAUCUGGCCAACAUGGGAGGUCUGGCGGCCGGAGCUGACGCCGCUUACAUCUACGAGGAGCCCUUCGACAUCCGGGAUCUGGAGGCCAACGUUGAGCAUUUGGCAGAGAAGAUGAAGACGGGCAUUCAGCGGGGGCUUGUUCUGAGAAACGAGCUGUCUAACCCCAACUACACGACGGACUUCAUCUACAACCUCUACUCGGAGGAGGGAAAAGGGGUGUUCGACUGCCGCAAGAACGUCUUGGGUCACAUGCAGCAGGGUGGCGCUCCAUCCCCGUUCGACAGGAACUUUGGGACGAAGAUCGCUGCCAAGGCCAUCCAGUGGCUCACGAAGAAGCUCACAGAAUGCUACCGCCACGGACAUGUGUUCGCGAAUUCCGAUGAGUCGGCCUGCCUGCUCGGGAUGCGCCGGCGUGCCCUUGAGUUUCAACCACUGGUGACGCUCAAGUCCGAGACCGACUUCGAGCACCGCAUUCCAAAGGAGCAGUGGUGGCUGAAGAUGCGUGCGGUGCUCAAGAUCCUGGCCAAGUACAAGGCCAGCUACGACAUCUCUGACGUGGGGCAGCUGGAGCACCUGGCCAUCCGGCGCUAGGUGUCUCACUCGACGUUCACCUUGCCACCGCUCACCCCGACGGCACCCGAGGACACAAACCUCCGGCCACCACCAUCACCACCACCACCAUCACCACCACUACCACCACCAUCACCACCACCAUCACCACCACCAUCACCACCACCAUCACCACCAUCACCACCAUCACCACCACCAUCAUCAUCACCACCACCACCAUCACCACCAUCACCAUCACCACCAUCACCACCACCAUCACCACCACCACCAUCACCACCACCACCAUCACCACCAUCACCACCACCAUCACCACCUCCAUCACCACCAUCACCACCACCAUCACCACCACCAGCAUCACCACCACCAUCACCACCACCACCAUCACCACCACCACCAUCACCACCACCACCACGUGCAACUGGCCAGAGGCACAGCGCCCCGUUCCCUCCGUGCCCGUCUCGUGUGCGGUCGCUGCUUGAUCGUGCGGUCCCUUAUAUCAUUCCUCCACUCUCUGUGUUCACUCCAGAACGUGUUCCACCUCUCAACGGUCACGGUGUGUGCCGGUGAUAUAUGCCUUGUCUGUGUUGUACUGCAUUACUGUAAUGUCUUGUGUGUGACGUGCGGGGGGUGUUGCUGCUGCUGCUGCGGCGUUGAGGAAGUGCAUGCGCGAGAGAUUGAGGUGACCCGUGAAGUCGAGGAUGGCAGAUUUGAUCAAUGAUGAAAGAAGCUUUCAGUGUUUGUUUUAGGAGGUGAUGUAUUGCAGCUUUCCCUCCAGUGGUUACGUCACUAAGCAAGAAAUGUGACUGGAAAAAAAAGGAAAUAAUAAAAGAAUGUUUUAAAGUAAUGUUGAUCAGCUUUUUAAACCAAAUUUGAGUGUUUAUGAUAGAAUACAAAACAAUAUAGUGAGACUGACAAGUCCUGAUGGAUAAAUAAAAAAAGAUACCGAAUAUAAAGCCUUGAAAAUACGGGAAAAAAAUUGUGAGCUUGUUGUAUGUGUCUCUUAGUUUAAAGUCUAAUUUCCUGUACCGUUUCUGAACGCUUGUCAAUCAAAAUAAAUGUAUGCAUUUAAUGAAAGUGUA